CUCCAGUCACGAAGUGUCGAAAAGAUCGUUGCCGUGCGGAUUUUCACCCCCGGUGUCCGCAAAGUAUACGGUUACAUUUAGUUUAAUGUGCUGAACCAGCAGAGUUUGUCCCCGCUCCGGGGAAUAGCCGCUACAUGGGUCUCAUCUGGGGGUGUCCGUUGUUUCCGAUUGAGUUGUUUUGAUCGCCGGGUUCCCAGACGGCGUGCCGAUGUGUCGUCUGUCAGGCUAAAAGCGCCACCGAUCUGCGCGUCACCCUACAAGAUGGACACCGCCGAGGAAGCUGAUAUAUGCAGGGUGUGCCGGUCCGAAGGGACCCCCGACAAGCCCCUCUAUCACCCCUGUGUCUGUACCGGCAGCAUUAAGUUCAUCCACCAAGAAUGCUUGGUUCAAUGGCUAAAGCACAGCAGGAAAGAGUACUGUGAAUUAUGCAAGCACAGAUUCGCAUUCACGCCAAUUUAUUCCCCCGACAUGCCGUCUCGGCUUCCAGUUCAGGAUAUCCUGGCGGGACUGGUGACUAGUAUCGGCACGGCCAUACGCUAUUGGUUCCACUACACGCUUGUGGCCUUUGCCUGGCUGGGGGUGGUCCCCCUGACAGCAUGUCGAAUGUACAAGUGUCUGUUUACUGGCUCUGUGAGCUCCCUACUGACGCUGCCCAUAGACAUGCUAUCCAUGGAGAAUUUGCUGGCAGACUGCUUGCAGGGCUGCUUCGUGGUGACGUGCACCUUGUGUGCCUUCAUUGGCCUGGUGUGGCUGCGGGAACAGAUCGUCCAUGGCGGCGCCCCCCAGUGGCUGGAGCAGAACCUGGAGCAGCCCCCCAAUGAAGCUGGCCAACCAAAUGAGGUGCCAGGUGAGGAAAACGGUCCAGCGGAGAAUCAGCCUGUGGUUCCUAAUGGCCACGGAGAGGAGGAGGAGGCGGUUAACGACCCCGAGGCCCAGCUGGACGCCGAGGAAGACGAGGAUGGUGACGACGAGGAUGACGAUGAGGAGGAUGACGCUGCAGAAGACGGGGAGGAGGCCAACAACGGGGCCCAAGAUGACAUGAACUGGAAUGCACUGGACUGGGACCGAGCUGCAGAGGAGCUGACUUGGGAGAGGAUGCUUGGACUUGAUGGCUCCUUGGUGUUCCUGGAACACGUCUUCUGGGUCAUUUCACUGAACACCCUCUUCAUCCUUGUUUUUGCUUUCUGUCCGUAUCACAUCGGUCACUUCUCAGUCGUGGGACUUGGUUUUGAAGAUUAUAUAGAAGCUUCUCACUUUGAUGGCUUGAUCACGACGAUCGUGGGCUAUGUCCUCCUGGCUGUAACCUUAAUUGUGUGUCAUGGUCUGGCAGCCCUGGUGAGAUUUCAGAGGUCACGACGCUUGUUAGGUGUUUGCUACAUUGUUGUAAAGGUGUCUUUGUUGGUAGUUGUGGAGAUCGGCAUCUUCCCCCUGAUUUGUGGCUGGUGGCUGGAUAUCUGUUCCUUGGAGAUGUUUGACGCUUCUUUGAAAGACAGAGAGCUGAGCUUUGACUCGGCCCCCGGGACGACCAUGUUCCUGCAUUGGCUGGUGGGCAUGGUUUACGUCUUCUACUUUGCAUCUUUCAUUCUUCUGCUGCGAGAGGUUCUGAGACCUGGUGUCCUGUGGUUUCUGAGAAACCUCAACGACCCCGACUUUAACCCUGUGCAGGAGAUGAUCCACCUGCCCAUAUACAGACACCUUAGACGGUUCAUUUUAUCAGUGGUGGUGUUCGGUUCCAUCGUCCUUCUCAUGCUGUGGCUGCCCAUACGAAUAAUCAAACUCGUUUUUCCGAACUUCCUUCCGUACAACGUAAUGCUCUACAGUGACGCCCCAGUAAGUGAGCUGUCACUGGAGCUGCUGCUGCUGCAGGUGGUGCUGCCGGCAUUACUGGAGCAGGGCCACACCCGCCAGUGGCUAAAGGGCCUGGUGCGGGCCUGGACCGUCACCGCCGGUUACUUGCUAGAUCUUCACUCUUACUUGCUUGGAGACCAGGAGGAGAGCGACGACGACGGCCAGCAACAGGCCAACAACAACCAGCAGGUCCGCAACGAGGAGGCGGCCCCGGCCGUGGGGGAGGGGCUGCACGCGGCUCACCAAGCCAUCCUCCAGCAGGGCGGCCCCGUGGGUUUCCAGCCGUACCGCCGGCCUGUCCGCUUCCCCUUCAGGAUCGUGCUGCUCAUCGCGUUCAUGUGCGUGACGCUCCUGGCGACCAGCCUCAUCUGUCUCACGUUACCGGUGUUUGCCGGCCGCUGGUUGAUGUCAUUCUGGACGGGCAGCGCCAAGGUCCACGAGCUUUACACGGCGGCCUGCGGACUCUACGUGUGCUGGCUGUCUGUCCGAGCCAUCACCGUCCUGCUAGCCUGGAUGCCCCAGGGUCGCACGGUCCUCAUCCUCAAGGUCCAGGAGUGGUCAGUGAUGAUCUUGAAGAGCCUGGUUGUGGCCCUCCUGGUGGCUGGGGUCAUUCCGCUUCUUCUCGGCCUGCUGUUCGAGCAGGUCAUCGUGGCGCCCCUCCGCGUUCCCCUCGACCAGACGCCGCUCUUUUACCCGUGGCAGGACUGGGCCCUAGGAGUCCUUCAUGCCAAGAUCAUCGCUGCUGUCACCCUCAUGGGUCCUCAGUGGUGGCUGAAAGUAGUGAUCGAGCAGGUGUAUGCAAAUGGGAUCCGGAACAUGGACCUGCAUUUCAUCAUCCAGAAGUUGGCGGUUCCGGUCAUUUCAGUCUUACUCCUGUCUCUCUGCGUCCCCUACGUCAUAGCUGCGGGUAUUGUUCCUGUCAUGGGGGUCACAGCGGAGAUGCAGAACCUGGUACAGCGGCGCAUCUACCCAUUUCUCCUGAUGGUGGUGAUGCUCAUCGGAAUCCUGUUCUUCCAAAUCCGACAGUUCAAGCGCCUUUAUGAGCACAUCAAGAACGACAAGUAUCUCGUCGGUCAAAGGCUUGUAAACUAUGAGCGCAAGGCAGGCAAAGCGAACGUAGCCCCGCCCCCCAGCUCCACACAGGAGUAACGUUAUAAAGCAGGACAUUCAUCUAAGAAAGACUGCCUGGCAACCCCUUGCUUGGCCCUGCCUUCUCUCUUUCUGUACGACAUUUUUCACAUCCAGGCUCUCGGCACCGAACCAAAUUUUGUCCUCCGUUUGUAAAGGCAGCCUAUGUACUUUGGCUUCGCUCAGAAGCCACCGAGCUCGGACUGAGACAAGAAGGAGCCUUGUACAUGUUAACCAAUGUGGAUAUUAAUUUAUUAAAUCGAAUCGUCACUUUAUUUCAUGGAUUCUUGUUGAGUCUGGACAGGAAUCUGCUGCCUUUGACACAUCAGACUGCCUUUGUACUGUCUGGAUCAGCCUGUUUUUUUUGGGACACUUGUCUGCCUCUGGGGGCGGUGUAAUAUUUGAGUCUGCAUCCAGACUGAUCAUGUGCUAUACAGCAUUACUUACCUUCCAAAAUGAUACACCACCGUUGCUCUCUGUUUCAUGCUAUUUUAGUUGAGCAAAAUGUAUAGUAACUGCUAAAUUAUUCAAGGGUAGUGACUAUUCGUAUUUAACCUGUAACGGAAACUGUUUUUUUUCCUUAUAUUGUUGCUGGUUGUCUUUUGGUGAGUUAUUAAGAAUGGAAAAGCUUUAACAGUGACCUUACAGUGAUGGCAAAACAGCAUGUGUGAGUCACAUUUUCAGUUAACCAAAUGCUGCUAUUUCUUAUUUUUUUUCCUGCUUUGUUCAUUGUGUGUAUAUAUAUAUUUUUUUAAUGUACACAAAAUACUUCAAAGGGUUUGGACAGUGUUCUUAUACACCACAAUAUGGUUAUAAUUUGAUAUUUAUUACACAUUGAAGUUUGUGAAUUAAAUACAAACAUUUUUUCCAUUUCAGUUUCCCUUGUUUUAACAAAUUUGAAACGAUGUUUAGUUCUUGAUAAAUCUAGACCACUCUUGGGCUGUUGUUUGUUACGGUUCAUUAGACAGAAGGACUUGUCUAAGUUAGUCCUCUGAUGCAUGUUAAAGUUGUGAUCUGACGCUAGAUUGUACCGCUGCUUACGAGGCUGUGUGACCACCUUCAGUUCCUCAGAGAAGGACAUUACUAGGGACAAGUCUGCUAGUGCAGGGUGGUCAUAUUUAAGACAUUUUUUUAAAUCCUAAGGGAGUGUAAAAAUACUCAUGGAAAUGGAAUAUUUAUCCUUGCACCAUUUUGGAAGUGGCAUUUGGUAAAUACUAAAUGCAUUUUUCAUUAAAUAGGUCAAUAAACACAUGCAUACCACAUA
Molecule: messenger RNA, 4240 nt
Organism: Brienomyrus brachyistius
Lineage: Eukaryota; Metazoa; Chordata; Actinopteri; Osteoglossiformes; Mormyridae
Product: E3 ubiquitin-protein ligase MARCHF6-like
Exons: 26
Coding region: 262-2997 (911 amino acids)
Cellular component (GO): endoplasmic reticulum membrane
Molecular function (GO): zinc ion binding
Source: RefSeq, a predicted model, not a curated record